Messenger RNA from Trichobilharzia szidati, 3366 nucleotides. The record is from the annotation of a GenBank genome assembly. NCBI's taxonomy places the organism in Eukaryota, Metazoa, Platyhelminthes, Trematoda, Strigeidida, Schistosomatidae.
AUGAGAGAUAUUUAUACACCUUCUCCUGGGCUUCCUCAAGACUUAUCAUGUCGGAAAAAAUCUGUUACGCUAAAAUGUGAUUCACAGAAGUUAUUGGUUAUUCAAGAGGAUUUAGAGGCCUGUUUACCUCCAAUUGCUACUUUUAGUCAUCAUCGUGAAAGUCGUACUAAUCUUUGUUCUACAUCUGUUAGCAAAUCAGUAAAUUUGAAUUGUAAGAAACGUUCAAAGCAAGCAAAACAUAACAACACUGAAAAUGUAGUUUAUUGUGAUUUGCCUCAAUGCCCAAGAUUCGUUAACAAAAAACCCCUUAAGCAAAGAACUCAUUUAAAACAUCAUUCACUUGUGCACAAAAAUCAUCUAUCAUUAUCAUGUUCACAGUGUGGGAAAAGUUUCAGUUCAAAAGAAAAUUUAAGAAGACAUAUGAAUAUGCAUUUAGGUUUAAAACCAUAUACCUGUCAAAUUUGUCAUCGAGCCUACUCUCGAACCUCAGAAAGAUCUCAAUGCAUGAAAAAGCAUCGUCAUAAAGAAACUAACGCUGCACAAGUUGAACAGUCUUCACGUGACGGUGUUUAUAAUGAUUGGAGUUCUUCUGGUUUAUCUGCUUUACAAAUUGAAGACAAGAUUAAUCAAUCUCGUCCAAGGCCAUAUGUAUGCCAAAUCUGUGAUGAUCAUAGAGCUUAUACUGAUCCAAGUUCACUUCGUAAACAUAUGCGCUCUUUUCAUGCUGAUCUUAAAAAUGAAAAACAAACAAAAGACAAUGAUCCUGUUGGCGAAAUUUCAACAAAGCAGAUAACGCCUCCUAUUCCUCACUGUGAUGAACCUAUAAGUCUUGUGCUAGAAACCUCAACUGUUGAUACUAAUCCAGUGGUGGAUGCAUUACAGCCAUCUUCUGAAAAUGUUUCGACUUUAGAGACUACCUCAUUUAUUGAAAUUGAUCCAAUUUAUGCGAAGUCUAUUACUCCAUCAUCAUAUUAUAAUGUUGUUAUCACUACAAUGGCUUCAGAUACGCCUAUCAAAAAUAUUAUGAUUACAAAUUCUAAUGAUUCUCAAGAAUAUCCUUUGGCACUUGGAUCAUCUUUUCAUCCUCAUUAUACUGUUGCAUUAACAGACUCUUUACUGCCUUUAAUACCAGUCACAUCAACGCUAUCGAUGACUCCAGUAGCAGCAGCGGAAGCCGCAGGGGAAGUAUCAACAACAACAACAACUACUACGUUAAAAAGUGAAUAUGACAAUGAGGCUGCUGUAGAUCUAUGCAAUUCAGCAUUGUGCUUACAAGUUUACUCAGGCAAAACUCAUUCUUCUAUACCAUCAACAGUAAUGGAAAGAGUCGAUGCUUCAUCUAUCCCGUUGUCUACAUCAAAUCUAUCUAGUAUGUUGGUACCACAGUAUGUAACACAAACUAAUCAAAUUAUUAACACUGGAUCAAUAUCUAAACGUUUAUUCUAUUCUAAUUCUGGUCUUGAUCUUACCGAUACACAAUACUUUACACUGACAGGAACAUCAAAAGCAAUUGACUUAUCCGCAGAUCCUUCUGUUGAUAUAAUUACUAUGAAUCCAAUUGACUUGAGCGCACCUCAUCAGUGUACAAUGUUUUUUGAUUCAACAAAUGAUUGUCCUGAUAAUUCAUUCUUCACAACACAUACAAUAUGGGAUCCUGAACCAGGAUUUAGUUUCACGGACCUAUUACUUACUAAUAAUGAUAAUGAUGAUUGUCUUGUUGAAGGUGAUAUGUCUGUAGAAUUCCCAGAAGUUAUAAUGUAUCCUGAAAAUAGUAUUUCUACAGAUUAUCGCCCCGGUGAAGUGAAUAUCACUCAUAACUCAUCAUCGUAUGAUGAAACAGUUAUUAAUAGUUCAAAUUCAUUAUCCAGUAAAGAUUCAAUACCAAAUUAUUCAGAAUGUAUAAACUUAACUCCAUUUGGUGAAUUUCUCGUAUGGUCUGCCGAAGCUGUACUCUGGUUGCGUCGUACUUACAGAAUUAUGGGUCGUGCUUCAUAUGCCGUAGAAUCAUGUAAAAAGCUUCAUAAUCAAACAAAGAAACCAGAUCGAUUACCAGUUCGUUUAAAUUUUGAAGAAGUUGUCUUAUUACUCUCUAAAGGUUUUAUCAAUGGUCUGUUGUGCAGUAGACCAGUAUCAUCCGUGGCUAAACCAUCAGAGGAAACUAUCAAAGAAUAUAAUAAUGCUCUUUUGAAGAAUGCUGAAGAAAUGAUUGGUAUAUUUAAAACUCAAAGACGAUUAAAAUUAGUCGGUCAUUAUGGACAACUAGUGAAUGGUAUGAAAUUACGUCAGCAACGUAAACUAAUGGCUCAAACAUGUAAUACAGAAGUAUCCAGUGGAACAAUGCCCUGUACAGAUGAUACAAAAAAUAUUUACAAAUCGCAAUUAUCUCCUUCAAAGUUAUCCACUCGUAAACGACGUUAUGAGCGACGUAUGUUACAGAAACAGUUAAAAAGGAAAAGGAACAUGAUGGACUCUUCAAUUGACUUUAAUGCUAAUGAUGAUGACAACGAUGAUGAAUAUGAUUGGUACAAUGAUAAUCAAGACUCUCCUGAAAUGACUGAUUCACCAAUUACUUUAGAUGAUAUAAUUUCUGAACAAACUGCACAUCAAGGAGCAUCAAAAUCAUCUGUGAUAUUGAAUGAGAAACUUGAAGAAUCUCUACCACAUAUACCACAACACUUACCGCGUCCUACUCCUGUUGAAUGGCGACGUCCUGGUGAAUAUGUUUUUGUUAGUUUACCAGAAACUGUACCGUCUGAAGAUCUUUAUUCAGUUGUUCUUUGGUUGACUCAGUUAAUUAAACAACAACAACGAGAACAACAAUGUAAAUCACUUGAUGACUCUGACAGUGAUGUUAAUGGUUGCACCGCAGAUACUUCACUUACACAGCGUUUACAGUGUUGCUUUGUAUAUAAAGAUUUAUGGGAUAAAGGUUAUUAUAUUAGUACAUCUAGUGCUAAAAUGGGUGGAGAUUUCCUUGUAUAUCAAGGUGAUCCACUCUUAUAUCAUGGCAGUCAUAUUGUUACAGUGUGUAAUCCAAAAGAUGCAUUUCUUAAUUCACAAUUAUUAGUUAAAUUACGCAUUGCAAAUAGUUUGAAAAAGGUACUAGUACUAGCUACAGUACCUAGUAUAGAUAAAUUUACCAAGAAUUGUACACAAGAAACAGAUGAAAUUGAAAAUAGUAACAACACAGUUAUUGUCUCCGAUGUUAACACCAUUAGUAACAAUAGUACUAAUAACAACAGCAAGAAUGACAACAAUUGUGAUGUCAUUUAUUUAUCUUUGCAGUAUAUGUCUACGCACUCUAAUAACAAUAAUAAUAAUCCGAUGUCUCCUAGAUCAUUUUUACAACGAUCAAAAUUAUCCUAA